AUGUUAAAUGAUUCAGUAAAAUCACAAGAAAUAAAACAAACUCCACAACAACCUUCUAAACCGAUGAUACAUCUUAGAGUAUUAAUAAUCUCUGGUCAAAGUCAUUUAUUCACAUUCGAACCUACAUUCACCGUUGGAAGGGUUAAAGAACUUAUUUGGAGUAUGUGGCCUUCGGAAUGGGUUUCUCCUGCUCAACCACCUUCACCAAGUUUUAUGAGAAUUUUAUUCGCUGGUAGGAUAUUGGAAGAUGAUUCGACUUUGAUCUCUAAUAACCUUCCCGCGACUUUAUCACCAACACCACCUACCGUCAUUCACCUCUCUGUCAGAUCUUUUUCAAUCAGGAAUGAAGAUGGUAAGUCUCUAUGA
Molecule: messenger RNA, 366 nt
Organism: Tremella mesenterica DSM 1558
Lineage: Eukaryota; Fungi; Basidiomycota; Tremellomycetes; Tremellales; Tremellaceae
Exons: 2
Coding region: 1-366 (121 amino acids)
Molecular function (GO): protein binding
Source: RefSeq, a predicted model, not a curated record